Penicillium macrosclerotiorum is the source of this 1173-nucleotide messenger RNA. Its product is annotated as NAD(P)/FAD-dependent oxidoreductase. The record is from RefSeq and is a predicted model, not a curated record. The transcript has a single exon. Gene Ontology annotation, cellular component: cytoplasm. NCBI's taxonomy places the organism in Eukaryota, Fungi, Ascomycota, Eurotiomycetes, Eurotiales, Aspergillaceae. Gene Ontology annotation, molecular function: flavin adenine dinucleotide binding; electron-transferring-flavoprotein dehydrogenase activity. Bases 1 to 1173 code for a protein of 390 amino acids.
AUGUCCAAACGCGUCUCUGUGAUAGUCAUCGGCGGCUCACACGCAGGCCUGGCGGUCAGUCAGAAACUCCUGCGCCAAACUCUCAAAGCCACCAUCACGCUGAUUAGCCCCUCGGAUGAGUACUACUUCAAUAUCGCCGCGCCCCGCUUCCUCGUCAAGCCCCAAAGCCUACCCCCAAGCAAAUACCUGUACUCGAUCCCGGACGCGUUCCAUGAUUAUCCCACGGGCUCCUUCACCUUCGUCAGGGGACUAGUGACCAAGAUCGACUACAUGACCAAGUCAGUCGCCGUUGCUCUGUCUGCAAGCUCUCCUGCUGGUACUACCACGUCUUCGUACAAUUUCGACUACCUCGUGAUCGCAUCUGGAAGUUCGACGCCUGCAACGCUCGGAAAUGAGGGCAUGCGGCUUCCGUUCAAGGUGAUGGCGUUCGAAGAUAUAAGGAAAGCCAUAUAUGAGGCGCAGGCAAAGCUGGCAGGCGCCCAGACGGUUGUAAUCGGCGGCGGGGGGCCCCUGGGCGUCGAAAUAGCCGGGGAACUGGCCGAGGCGCCAGGACCGAAGAAAGUUACACUGGUAACUCGGUCAAAUGUCUUGCUAGAGGGGGCAACUGCGCCUAUGCAGCGAGCGGCGAUGUCACUUCUGAAGGGCAAAAAUGUCGAGGUCUUGGCGGGGACCGCGGUUGAGGAGGCCGUGUACGAAUCCCACACCCAGACGUGGAAGGUCAAAUUGUCCAGUGGGAAGACGUACAUCGCUGAUGAGUACAUCGCGACCACGGGCACCGUUCCGAAUAACGAGUUUAUCCCAAAGGGCUGUCUUAAUUCCCAGGGUUGGGUCAACGUUGACGAACAGCUUAGAGUCAUCGAGAACGGCGAAAGUCGCAAUGACACGUAUGCGGUCGGUGACAUCACUUGCCAUCCAUAUCGACUGCUCUCGCGAGUCUCUCUUCAGGGACAGACGGUAGCAUCGAAUAUUGUGGCGGCCAUUGAGCAGAGCUCCCGGAUCAUGACAUACUCAACAGAAGCACAAAAGAAGAUGAUGGUCGUCCCUGUGGGACAGUCGACGGGGACAGGGCAUCUCGGUAGUUGGACCCUGUUUGGAUGCUUGGUUUGGUUCUUCAAAGGGAAGGAUUUUUUGACUUAUGAGGCGCCCAAGUUCUUGCAAGGCCAGAUGAGAUGA